Molecule: messenger RNA, 1769 nt
Organism: Sinocyclocheilus anshuiensis
Lineage: Eukaryota; Metazoa; Chordata; Actinopteri; Cypriniformes; Cyprinidae
Product: gastrula zinc finger protein XlCGF57.1-like
Exons: 2
Coding region: 23-1201 (392 amino acids)
Biological process (GO): regulation of transcription by RNA polymerase II
Cellular component (GO): nucleus
Molecular function (GO): DNA-binding transcription factor activity, RNA polymerase II-specific; RNA polymerase II transcription regulatory region sequence-specific DNA binding
Source: RefSeq, a predicted model, not a curated record
UACUGAGGAACAAACAGACCUGAUGGCACUUAAAGAGGAGAAUGAAGGACUGAAUGAAAUCAAAGAGGAAGAUCAAUACAAGAAUCAGCAUGAUUUCAAAACUGAAGAAAAAUCUUUUAGUUGCUCACAGACUGAAACAACCUCCUUACAGAAAAGGGCGCAAAAGAGAGGAAAUAGAAGACAUUUCACCUGCCAGCAAUGUGGAGUAAGUUUCACUCAAAAAGGAAGCCUUAAUAGGCACAUGAGAAUUCACAAUGGAGAGAAACCUUACUCGUGCCCUCAGUGUAGAAAAACAUUUGAUCAACACGGAAACCUUAAAGUCCACAUGAGAAUUCACACAGGAGAGAAACUUUUUACCUGCCAACAGUGUGGAAAGAGCUUCAACCGAAAAGGAAACCUUGAUUACCACAUGAGAAAUCACACUGGAGAGAAACCCUACAAAUGCCCUCAGUGUGGAAAGAGUUUCCUUCGAAAAGGACACUUUAAAGAGCACUUAAGAAUCCACACAGGAGAGAAGCCUUUCACCUGCCAGCAAUGUGGAAAGAGUUUCAUCCAAAAAGGACACUUUGAAGGGCACCUAAGAAAUCACACUGGAGAGAAACCCUACAAAUGCCCCGAGUGUGGAAAAAGUUUUCUUCGAAAAGGACACUUUGAAGAGCACUUAAGAAUCCACACUGGAGAGAAACCUUUCACCUGCCAGCAAUGUGGAAAGAGUUUCAGCCAAAAAGGAAAAUAUGAAGAGCACAUAAGAAAUCACACUGGAGAGAAACCCUACACAUGCCCCGAGUGUGGAAAGAGUUUCAUCCAAAAAGGACACUUUGAAGGGCAUCUAAGAAAUCACACUGGAGAGAAACCCUACAAAUGCCCCAAGUGUGGAAAGAGUUUCAGCCAAAAAGGACACUUUGAAGAGCACAUAAGAAUCCACACUGGAGAGAAACCUUUCACCUGCCAGCAAUGUGGAAAGAGUUUCAGCCAAAAAGGAAAAUACGAAGAGCACAUAAGAAAUCACACUGGAGAGAAACCCUACACAUGCCCCCAGUGUGGAAAGAGUUUCCUUCGAAAAGGACACUUUGAAGAACACUUAAGAAUCCACACUGGAGAGAAACCUUUCACCUGCCAGCAAUGUGGAAAGAGUUUCAGCCAAAAAGGAAUCCUAAACAGGCACAUGAGAGUUCACACUGGAGAGCAGCCGUUUAUGUGAGGUCACAGUGGAAUGAGUUUCAGAAAUAAAGCAGCCCUCAAGUACCACAUGAAGAUUCAUGUCAUCAGUGUGGAAGGAGUUUCACAGACAAGAAACACCUUAAGAAUCAUGUAAUAACUCACACUGGAGAGAAGCCUUCCAUGUGCCCUCACUGUAAAAAGACUUUUUAGAGCAAACCUUGCGGUUCACAUAAGUGAAAACAGCAUUAGAGUGUUGGAGUGGAUCUCUGCCAUGUAUGGGACAUUUCAGUUGUGGCAGGAGAAGGGCCAGAUUGACUAAAUAGGGCAAAUUAGAGAGUCAGAAAUUCUAAAAAGCAUUGAUGGGAGCGGAAAGUUCUCUGGUGAUCUACUGACACAGCAGCUCAUUUCCAUAAUGACCGACGCAAUCUACCAAGAGCAGCGCAAAUUACAAAUAAUGGUGCUUGGAUAUUCUGAUAAUGUCUCUCUGUCCUCCGACAGCAACUAUUGCAGCAUGUCAAGCACAAAAUAAGUUAAGACGCUUUUUUGGGACAUUAAAUUAUGGCACAAAUACCAUGCAAACCACGUUGCGUGAUUUAUUUAAAUAUUCU